AUGGUCAAUCCUCAUCUUUCGCUGGGCAUUGCCCAGACCAUAUUUUACCUGCCAAUGCUACCAUUAGCAAUCUGGCUAAUGAUUAGAAAUGGCAAGAUCCGACCGAGAAUGGCUUGGUGGCCACUCAUCCCCUUCACACUAAUGCGACUUGCUGGCGGCCCCGUCAUCAUAGCCAUGGUCGCAAACAUGGAAAAGAACAACGGCCACCCAGACGUAGGCCUGACCAUCGCCGCCAUCAUCCUCCUCAACGUUGGUGUAAUUCCCCUUAUUGUCGCCGAUUUGGGCCUCACAAGAAUCAUCCUGAUGGAUAACUUUGGAGAUGGCCCGUUUACGCACCGAAUCACCGUCGGCCUCCGACUCACCUUCGUAGCCGCCAUCGCACUACUUGGUUCCGGCGGUGGCAUCGGCUCCCAGCCCGACCCAAACCUCGUUCACAUCGGACACAAUCUCGUGCUCGCCGGAUAUAUCAUCUUCGCCGUCGAGCUCGUGGUCCUCACCCUGAUGCAGGUGUACUACUACUCACGCAAGUCCAGCCUUCUACCGAGCGGGCAUCAGGUCCUUCGAGGCGCUCUCAUCGCCAGUCCGUUCAUCAUGGUCCGAACCAUUUAUGGCCUCAUUGAGUCUGCCCAUGCACAGGAUGCGAGCACGCUCUGGAAUCCAGUGUUUGGAUACCCAGCCACUUCUUCCGCCAUUUUGUUUGCCUUUAUGGCACUCGUUAUGGAGUAUAUUGCUCUGAUCGUGUAUCUGUGGUCUGGGUUCUCCAUUGCGCCGGAUCGCGGGUUGGUGGCUAGUAGAGACGCUGAGGCUCUGGCCAAGCCAUGA
Molecule: messenger RNA, 822 nt
Organism: Pochonia chlamydosporia 170
Lineage: Eukaryota; Fungi; Ascomycota; Sordariomycetes; Hypocreales; Clavicipitaceae
Exons: 4
Coding region: 1-822 (273 amino acids)
Cellular component (GO): membrane
Source: RefSeq, a predicted model, not a curated record